AUGUUUUCGACAAUGCCAGUUUACUCCUUUAAUAAGGAAUCUCAGCAGACGGCUGCGAGGUCUCCCCCUGAGACUAGGCGUCCUUCGACUGCAUGCUCUCCGACCGCACCGAUUUUUCAACUUCAGAACGGACUCGGCGAGUUUCUUGAACCAGCGAUUGACGGACCGCCGUCGCCGGAGCACCUCCGGGCGCUCAAUAAUGAGAUGAAGCGUAAUUCGAAUACCGAUAGACAUCUAAGUGAAGGAACCUCAUCGGGCGCGUCUUCACGUCUCUCAGCAACAUCAGAUCGACGAUCAUGGAAUCAGAGCAUGGAAAGUCUUAGUUUAUCGAGGAACCCAUCUCAACGGUCCGCCUCGAGUGGUGUACCAACACGUGAGCGAACGGACAGUGUGCAAUUCUUCAGCAAAGGAAUGUUCUCCCGGAGUAGAGGGAGACUACGGAGGGAAAGUAGUGAUCAGAGCAGCUCGAAUAGCUCAUUAGACGCGUCCGAGAUGCCGAUCGACGCCUUGCCUAAGGAUCAACCAUUCAUCUCAUCAGUGUUCGCGCGACGGAGGGCAUUGAGGGGAGAGACGAGCGCGCCGGCACCCCAAAAGAAGCUACAGAUAUCGGGACCUUACAACUUCCAGCACCUUACCCACACGAAAAAGGAUAGUGUUCCCCAGAUCGACCGAACUAACCACUUGGAACUUGUAUCGGAAUUCUCUGGCAUGCGUCCACGACGACCUACUAACGCGUCAUUGAGUGGUGCCCAGCAAGCCGAGUCGCAAUUUACGGCUUUCCCCUCUGAGACCUUCUAUCAUCAGGAAGACCCAUCGGCGGGUCUAUACGUCGAUGGGGCACAAUCACGAGACAAAGCGUUGCCUCCAUCACCACCACCUCCACCUCCAUCAACGCGGUACGCUAAGCGAUCACAAUCUCAGGAUAAGAUCCGCUAUGCGCCUCCACGCCCGCCCCGGUCUCCUCCAUUCGAUAGUGGUGUUACAUCGCCGAUACCGCCGCCGCCGAGAACCUCUAGUCGGGUAUCGGUUCGUCAUGGUAGGUAUGACUCUUUGACUAUGGCUAGAAUAGCGGCCACAACGCUUGCGGAGCGCCCCGCAACAACUACUGGCUUUCGCAAGCCGGAACCGUUUGCACCUACCUCUCCUAAGGAAGUCUCCCCCAAGGGAUAUUCACCUAAAGGCUUGCGGCCUCCCCCUCCUCCGCGUGCUACUCCAAUGGUAGAAUCUGUCGAAGAAGAAACAGAAUCAGAAAUGUUUCCUCGCGCCAUUAGCACCCCCGAUGAUGCUGCUUGGCCUUUGGCUAAUAGCAUAAGCUCUUUACCUGACGUCCCAGAAGAGGAAGAGCAUCAUGCGCUGUCUCGACCAUCGCGCAUGAGCGUUGCGAGUAACCACUCUUCCCUUAGGGGUAGUAUAUCGGUUCCUCUACUUCGUCAACUGUCCAUGACACAAUCGCAUCAACGACCACCUAGCAAUGCUUCCGAUACUUUAGGCUUGUUUAAUGCUCAGCGCUUAAUGCGCACAGGCACUGGUGAUGAGUAUUUCGCAGAUGAUAUGGAUAGGGAUAACUGGGAGGACGAUAUCGACUAUUGCUACGAGCAUGAAGCUGAAGCGGACUGUGACUAUGCCUGGGAAAGGCCGUCGUGCGACAUUGCUCGAGGAGUCGAGGCCGAGACUGUCAUCACUUUUACUGGCCCCUUCGGCGGUAGCCUGGCAUGUGAGCUACUGUCUCCUGGGAACUCUGAUGUCCCUGCGCUAAGUCCGGCAAGCCAAACCUCCAACACGGAGAGGCACGAAGUUAUCACACCAACCAACCUUCCUGUAACCUCCAACUUCUCUCUUCCGCGACGGGAAAGCUCAGCACAGCUUCUUCGCGUGCACAAGCGAACACAAUCCCCGGAAACCAACUUCAAGGAGUCUCAGGGCUUCAGCCUGUCGCCUUCUCUCUUGAUACCGAACGACUACCACCAGCAAAUGCUUCGAUACGAGAGGGAAGAGCUACAAGACAGCGAAGACGAAGACUUCCUCAUCCAAGGAAAUACCUUCGAUGACCAGCCUAUUAUCACAUUUGGCAAGGCGAACAACAUCCGUUCUAGCGCCUCGACAACCAAUUCUACCCUUUCAGAGCACUCCAUGACUUCCAGCCGCCACAAGUCGACAAACUCAACUUCCACAGCCUACACCCGCUGGACUGGCAGCAGCACAUCCAGCUGGGCGGCGCGCGACCCAUCCCAGCCUAUUAUACAGAAGGCGAUAAACGAUAACGUGUUACCCGUUAUCACAUCGCCUACGGCCGUAGUAGCACCUACGUCAUUCGAGGAGAUGUCUCCGAAGCAAGAAAAGCCGGCCGAGAAGCACGGGAGAACGCAAUCCCACGCCGGCCUACUCAUGAGGAGCAACUACGAUGCGGCACCGCCAGUCGACCAGAAGCAGCCGGCGAAAGAGUCCAAGGAGCCCAUCAGGACGCGUAGGCGGGCCCGGACUACGAGCCGAAGCCACGCGUCUCCCCAAUUCGCCCUCUUCCCAGCCGUCACCUCCCACGGCAACCGCAUCUAA
Annulohypoxylon maeteangense is the source of this 2553-nucleotide messenger RNA. RefSeq lists its product as uncharacterized. The record is from RefSeq and is a predicted model, not a curated record. The coding region runs from base 1 to 2553 and encodes 850 amino acids. The transcript has a single exon. NCBI's taxonomy places the organism in Eukaryota, Fungi, Ascomycota, Sordariomycetes, Xylariales, Hypoxylaceae.